Messenger RNA from Pieris brassicae (large cabbage white), 4789 nucleotides. Its product is annotated as protein FAM102B. NCBI's taxonomy places the organism in Eukaryota, Metazoa, Arthropoda, Insecta, Lepidoptera, Pieridae. The coding region runs from base 354 to 2294 and encodes 646 amino acids. The record is from RefSeq and is a predicted model, not a curated record. The transcript is spliced from 13 exons.
UUCGCUAGUUUUCGGCGUCAAAUAAUGGCCGAACGUUUGGCUAGGUCGUUGGCUAGUAUAAUUUUAUAAAAAACUAGUUUUUAUUUAGUAACGUUCUUCCUGAACAAAAACAACUUGCUGCUUAGUGGUUUCUAAUCUGGAUAGUGAAUGUUGACGAUUUAUGAACGGAACAGUUUGUGAUGUGAACUCUGAAUUCCUAUUAAGUAAAAUGUGUUUUGGCUAACGACUCCGCGAUGCGUUUGGGAGGGGCGCUGGCCACAUUCAGUUGCUCCGACACUUUGCUUGUGAAGUGAUAGUGUGUAGUGAUAGUGAUUAGUGUUAGUGCCGGGUUCGUGAAGCCCGAUGUUGGCGUCAUGGCCUACCUGAAUAAGAAGAAGCGGUACAAGUUUGGGGUCCAAAUUUGUCUCGAGGAACUAACGGAGGUUCCGUUUGUGUCGGCUGUGCUGUUCGCCAAGGUGCGACUCGACGGUGGAAAUUUUGUGGAUUAUUCAAGCAGGGAAGAGGUCCGUGAACACGCAGUACGGUGGAAUUCAACGUUCUCGUUCGUGUGCAAGAUGUACGCAAAUGCGAACACGGGUGUGUUAGAGCCGGCGAAACUACGAGUUUCUGUACGGAAGGAGUGUAAAGGUGGUCGUUCAUACCAGAAGCUGGGCUUCUGCGACAUGAACCUCGCAGAGUUGGCGGGUUCGGGAGAAACGACUCGGCGGUGUCUUCUAGAGGGUUACGACAAUAAGUCCCGGCAGCGGCAGGAUAACUCUGUUCUCAGGAUACGCAUCAAGAUGAAUAUGAUUUCGGGAGACCCUCUGUUUAAAGUACCUGAAAGCAAACAAGAGGUGUCAGAAGGCAGAUCGGCGGGGACUCCGGACAGUGGAGCUGAUACAGCGCCAGCGGCAGACGACGACUGCGCCUCGUCAACUGCCAGCUCAGGCUUCGGAUCAUUGACUAAGAAGCACAAUUAUGAGGGUAGCCACAAUCAGCCGUUAUCAUCCCUCCCAUCGUGUGACCUACCUUCGCCUGACAAUGAGGAACCGCCCACAUCUCUUCCAGAUUGUCCUGGUUUAACCGUAGUAUCGGGAUCGUGCGCCGAAUGCCAUCAACACCCGCACACGCACUCUCGUAACUCGUCCAACACUUCGGGAGACAUGAGCAGCAAGGUAAUGCUGGCAUCAGGGUACGGCAGUUCCGUGUCAGCUGCGUCUGCUCACUCGAGGCAGAGCUCCGAAGGUGACUCCGCACCUGACAGACCACAUCACAAUAGCGUGCGCGUGGAACGAACUACGAGGACGACGACCACAGUAUACGUCCCGCGAUGCAAGCACGCGGGCCUCGCCAAGCUGGUCAUAGAACGGACCCUCACUGACACCUCUGACCUUUACCUCUCCCCUCCCUCUGACAUCUCAGAACCCUAUCUCACCCCCAACGCUACUCUCACGGCACAGCCUGACGUCAUACCGAGGCACGUCAUCCAUUCCCCCCCUAGCGAAGAGUACAAAACCCCAGACAGCACAAUCCACGACGAUUCAUUCACGAUGCCCACGUACUUCGAUCAGAAGAGACGAGCCGCAUCGAUAAUAUCGUCAGUCGUAGAACCGCUCACCAACUUCCAAAUUCUGAAACAGAAGUCGCUCAACACUAUUCCAGCUUUAAUAGAGAAGAACAAAAAGAAUGAGGAGUUGUUCACAAACUUUCCCUUCCUAACGCCUCUCGCGCAUAGAAAGAACUCUCUAGUCGCAAACAGGCUCUCCGGAUGCAUAGAAGAUGAGUUCUAUUGCAUUCCAUCUGAGCCCGAGGAUCUGACGGAGAAGAUAGACGUGAGGCAUAGGUUUAGGAGUGUCUCCAACCGGGCGCUAAAUGAGCAGAUGACGUCUACCCCAAAGUCAGAGGUGGAACUUCUAAGGCACAGUGUCGCCGUAUGUGCAAGAAAUCCGUCUUCGGGGUCAUUGACCGCAUCUGCGUCUGAGUCUGGUUCGUUAGAGCGCGCGCGUGCCGCACUCGAGAGACGGAAAAGAGUCGCUGUACCGCCCGUACAGGACGAUACACAGCAUGCGGUAUCGUGUCGUGUGGAGAACACCCGUGUGAACCCUAAGUCCCUGAUCGAGGAGAUCAUCUCCGCUACCGAUCUUAAGCAGGCCGUAGAGGAUCCGGCCGAGACUUCCGGUCUCCAGCUAUUCAUAACCCCGGAAGGAACGGCGGAACUAGGUUCGAGGCAGCGUGCAAGACAACUUGCGAGACGAGAUUACCAACGUGUCGUGUUACACCCCCAUCCCAGACCACACCCGAGGGACCACAGGUAGCCAACGAUGUGAAAGUGCGACUCUGCGCGCGCAAUGCAAACCUGACACUUGAUACCUGACGAAAGAUUCGACGCUUAGUGUUCAUUUUGCUUGAGUCCUAGGACUUUGUGAACUAUAACAAAUAUUUUUGCAACGCUUUAUAAGUGUUAGUGUAUGGGACAUGCCGACAAUCUAUUGACGCAAAAACGAAAAAGCUUGCUGUCUCUAUAAUUUCCCUAAUAAAAACAGAGAUAGUCGAAAGCGUAUGAGUGCUGGCUUUAAUAUAAUGCUUUUUUGAGAGACAAUUGUAUUAUUUGCCAAUAACCAUAUUGUAUGUGGAGUAAAGAUUGUGUUGCCAUGGUUACGACUUCAUAGUAAGUCACAGUAACUAUGGUAACGAAUCCUUUACUUGAAUCUACGUUUUAUAAUAAGGUAUAAGAAGGAAACCUACAAAUAUUGUGAUCGACAACGAGCAGAUAACCAUACUAUUGUCGAUAUUCUAAAAACAUUAUUUUCACGUUAAAUGUAGAAUGGGCUAGCUGACUUUAUUGAGUUUGUAUGGAAAUGGAGUUAUAUUUGACAUUAAAUACGACGAUCCCUUAUAUAUUAAAUUUAACACAUAAAUUUAUUUUAAUUUUAUUGUUAAUUAUUUAAUUAGUCUUUUACAUUAGUGAUGCGUAUUUUGUAAUAUCAUUAUUUAUUAUAAAAAUACUGUCAUAUAAUUAAACGUCAACUGGCCUAUUCAAGUGUUCUCGAUAAAAGCGUUUUUAAUGCGGUGGCAAUGCUUUAAGUUGAGGUGUAUUGACACGUGAAUGUGGUAUUUGUGAAUUGUAUAGAACGUUCCUCCUGUAAAUAAACCGUCGAGACGACAUAUUUAUUGUUUUUUAAUGUAUUAUAAUUUAUGCCAUAUGUUUUACUAUGUGUAUUAUAUUCGGCUCGGGACAUGCCUAUUAUGUAAAUAUAUCUUCGUUUUAUUUGUAUGAACUUUUAAAUGUUUUUAACCCUACGUUUUUACUUAAUUGUACGCAUUUCCUUAAGCCGAUGUAGUGCUUUAAACUUAUUCGGUCAGCUCGAUAUCGCUUCUAAAACAAUUAGUUCCUGUAUUAGGUCAGAUGAGUUUAAGGUGCUAUGAACCUUUUGAUGGCAGUUCGAGUGAUGAAGUCGUUAUUUAUUCACUUUUGUAAAAUACGACAAUUUGUGUGUUCCUAUGCUUAUUGAAAGGAUAUAAAUAAUUCUUUGCUUCCAUUUUGUACGAAUUUGUGUUUCUAAGUAAUUUGCAGUCCUCCAGUUUCUCCUUCAGAACGAGUGCUCACAUGACGGUGCUAAGUCAGUGUGUAGUUAGUUUAGGUACUGGGACGUCAUCCCUUAGUAAUUUAAAUCGAAAUUGAGGGUAGUCCACAAAAUGUUAGUUGAUACUGUAAAAAUUAUAAGAAUUGGACUUCCUUAUUAUUAAAUGCCACUUUUGUAAUUGGUCAUAAAAUAAUUUAACUAUUUGAUUUUAAUCAGAUAUGAAAUUCGCCUUUAUAUUGAAUAAAAUGAGACUGUUAUUCCCAAACGAACUGAUACCUUCGAAGUCCUCCAGUCCAGGCUGAGUUAUUCAAUAUCAAAUACGCUUGCUUGCGUUUUUUGAUUUUUCACUGCCACUAGAGGACAAAAUACAUGUAGACUUUUAUCAGUAAGCCCUGAUUUUACAAUAACUUAGUAUAUCUACGAUAUAAUUGAAAUUCAUUUGUUUAAGUGUCAAAUUUCUGUGAUUGAAACAUAAAUAUAUAUUUUUUUCAAACCCCCAUUUAACAUUACUAUUUAAUUAUUAAAACAGUGAUAAAUAAUGAUCUAAAUAUAUGCAUAUAUGUAUUUAAUUUAAUAUUUCAAUGGCGGGAUGGCUCAGCUGUGCCAAAAACACUGGAUCCUUCAUGCGAGCGAGAUAGACAUAUUAAAAUAAGCUACUGAUUGAUUACAAAUAGUAAAAAUUCGAUUUUUUCAAACUUCAAUACAAAAAAAUAAUGACUAAAGCAAGUUUUAUUCUAUGUAUUUAUUUUUAAAUUCUGACGAAUUUGAUAAUUCUGUAUUCGAAUAUAGUAGAGGUUGAUACGUUAUUGUUACAUCUAGAUUGUGCCACGUUCUCUAGAUUAGAUGAUUUCGCUCGUAUGAAGGAUCACGUUAUAUGGAAAAUAUUACGACGGGAUAUUUCUAAAUAGGGUUUGAAGCUUUAUACCGAGAUCUGUCAAUCCUUUGCGAAAGCUUGAGGUUUGCCUAUAAAGCUAACUGCCCGCCGCCCGACUUGGACAUUUUUAGACGUGGCUACCGUAGCGGUUGCAUUUACAUGUUAUUUAUCGUGUUGAAAUUAUGUAUUCAGUAUUAAUGUACAAUUAAUUUAUUGAGUAAGGUCGCUAAGUACAUCGUAACGUGUAUUGCGAUGUGUUUCCCGACAGGCGGAUGGGACGGCGGCGGAAUUGUAUCAUAUGUCUUGUAAUACAGCCUGUGCAGUAUUUAAAUAAAGGACGUGUUUAGAGCUA